AUCUUUAGUGACUGCCUUCCACAACUCAAACCCGUAAACUUGGUGACUACUUUCCCAACUCGAGCCCGUCCGCCCAACUUAUACAUAACUAUCCUCUGUUAUUCUGAGAUGUCUGUUUUUUUCAAAUUUCCCUCUCAGCUUUCUUACCAAGAAAAUGAACCUCUAAAUUUAUGCUCCAAUCUCUAAAUCUGUGCAUCUACUACUACAAUUUUCAUACAAAAAAAUAGCUUAAUUCCUCUUUCUGCUUGAAAUUAUUAUCAAAAAAUCAUGUAUAAACCCAGAAAUUUGAUUAAAAUAAGCUACUCUUUUACAUUUUGGGGUUCAAAUUAUUUGCUAAGUAAUGAUCAUGGCCGCCUUCUGAACCGUCCAUUCCUUUCAAGAACAUAUUCAAAACCCAAGAAACAGAUUCCAUUGCAAAUGAAAUCAGAACCCCACUUGGAAAAACAGUCCAUUUUUAGCUGCAAUAAAAUGAUUACGAAUUUAGGCCGUCAAGGUAAAGUUAAAGAAGCACGGCAACUGUUCGACGAAAUGCCUCAAAGGGAUGUUGUUUCUCAUGCUUCGAUGAUUACUAUUUAUCUUAAACAUAAGGAUCUUCCUAAAGCAGAGAGAUUGUUUUAUUCCAUGCCUGAGAGGAAUGUAGUGUCUGAUUCUGCUAUGGUUCAUGCUUACGCGAAAGCUGGGAGGAUCGAUGAGGGUCGGAGAAUCUUUGAUUUGAUGCCAGAUAGAAAUGUUUACGCGUGGACCAGUUUGAUUUCUGGGUAUUUUCAGAACCGUAGAGUGGACGAGGCUCGAAAGUUGCUUCAACAAAUGCCUGAGAAAAAUGUGGUCACGUGGACUACAGCGAUGGUGGGGUAUGCUCAAAAUGGUUUGAUUGCUGAGGCACGAUGUAUUUUCGAUCAGGUUCCUGAGAAAAAUGUCAUUGUUUGGACGGCUAUGAUCAGGGCUUAUGUUGAAAAUCAUCAAGUCGAUCAAGCCCUUGAGCUAUUUGAUAAGAUGCCAGAACGUAAUUUGUAUUCUUGGAAUGUUAUGAUUCAAGGCUGUUUAAAUGAUAACAGGGUGGAGAAAGCUUUGGAACUGUUUAAUGCAAUGCCAUGGAGAAAUAUGGUUUCUUGGACAACUGUUGUUACUGGUCUUGCACGAAAUGAGAUGAUAGAAAUGGCAAGAGAGUACUUUGAUCAAAUGCCAAACAGGGAUCCUGCUGCAUGGAAUGCCAUGAUAACAGCUUAUGUUGACGAAGGCCUAGUGGCCAAGGCCAACGAACUUUUUGAUUCGAUGUCUAAUAAAGAUCUUGUAACUUGGAAUGUAAUGAUUGAUGGGUAUGCUAAAAGUGGCCUCGACGGUGAAGCCUUAAAGCGUUUCAUUCUCAUGCUUCGGUCGGGCUUAAGGCCGAAUCCUACUACUCUUACCAGUGUAGUGACCUCAUGUGGGGGCAUCCAGGAAUUAAUGCAAGCUCAUGUUCUUGUUUUACUUCUAGGAUUUGACCAAAACACUUCACUUAAUAAUGCUCUUGUCACGAUGUACUCCAGAUGUGGAGAUAUAAACUCAUCAUUGAUUACUUUUGAGAAUCUAAAAGUAAAGGAUGUUGUUUCGUGGACAGCAAUAAUACUGGCAUAUGCUAAUCAUGGUCUUGGCAAACAAGCAUUGCAAGCCUUCGCGCAGUUGUUAAGGUCCGGUAACAAGCCAGAUGAAAUCACUUUUGUGGGACUCUUGUCAGCUUGUAGUCAUGCUGGUCUUGUUAAGAAAGGUCAAAAGUUCUUCGAGUCAAUGAGGCAUGCCUAUGGUUUAGAACCAAGGGCAGAACAUUAUUGUUGCCUUGUUGACAUUUUAGGUCGUGGUAAGUUAGUUGAUGAAGCUAUAAGGGUGGUGCACCAGAUGCCUCCUGAGGAACGUGAUGGUGCUGUUCUAGGGGCUUUACUUGGUGCUUGUAAGUUGUAUGGAGAUGUUGGAGUAGCUAAUCAGAUCUGCAAUGAAAUAGUAGAGCUUGAACCGGGUAACUCAGGGGCUUAUGUACUGAUGGCAAACGCUUAUGCAGCUUCUGGGAGAUGGGGUGAUUUUGCGCAAGUAAGAAAGAAAAUGAAGGAGAGGAAGGUGAAAAAGGUACCCGGUUUUAGUGAAAUAGAAGUCAAUGGGAAAAAUCACAUAUUUUUUGUGGGAGACAAGUCUCACCCUGAGAAAGAGGAGAUUUACACACUUAUUAAAGAAAAUUUAUUGCCUCUAAUGCAAGAGAAGAUGAUUUAGAUGAAUCAAAGAGAUGCAUCGAAAACCAGGGAUUGAAGAAUUUAAUUUGAAAGGUGACCAGGUCAGGCGAUUAGAUUACACUCCUAUUCAAAUGUUAGUUCACUCUGACCACCUUCUAUCCCCUUCAAUUGCUUGUGAACGGAGCUAGAGGCCCCUAUACAGGUUCGGCACCAGCUGAGGGUAGACUUUGGGACUCAUUAUCCAUUGAGUUUCGAACCGUGCACCACCUGACUCUCUCGAGAAAGUGAUUUUUUUUUGGUUAUACUAACAAAAUGCACAUGUAAACAUUUCUUUGUUGAUGCAAAAGAAAAUCACAUAUGUACAUUUCUCUAUCAUAAAUCCUUGCUUGAGGUGUGUAAACGAGUUAAUACUCUUCUGUUCUCCUGUUGUGCAUAUAAAGUCGAUCAAGCUCUUGAGCUAUUUGAUAAGAUGCCAGAACGUAAUUUGUAUUCUUGGAAUGUUAUGAUUCAAGGUUGUUUAAAGGAUAACAGGGAGGAUAAAGCUUUGGAACUGUUUAAUGCGGUGCCAUGGAGAAAUGAGGUUUCUUGGACACUAUCGUUACUGGUCUUGCACGAAAUGGGCCUCUAAUGCAAUAUAUGAUUUGGAUGAAUAAAAGAGAUGCAUUGAAAAAAAGGAUUGAAAAAUUUCAUUUGAACCAUUUGCUUAUGAAAAUUCCGAAGCUCUCCGUAGAAAGGCGACCAGGUCAGUUUUAUUCACCUUUAAGUCAUGUACUGUGGGAGUAGAGAACAUUUAAUAUGGGAGUCUCAUAUAUUAGUCCUGUUGUGCAUAGAAAUGAAACAUAACCUUAUCAAGGAAUCCCACAUUGAGAACUAACAAAAGUCAGAAAGGAGAGAAGUCGUUUAA
This is a messenger RNA of Solanum tuberosum (potato), 3102 nucleotides long. Its product is annotated as pentatricopeptide repeat-containing protein At1g09410-like. Gene Ontology annotation, molecular function: RNA binding; protein binding. The transcript has a single exon. NCBI's taxonomy places the organism in Eukaryota, Viridiplantae, Streptophyta, Magnoliopsida, Solanales, Solanaceae. Gene Ontology annotation, biological process: RNA modification. The coding region runs from base 268 to 2238 and encodes 656 amino acids. The record is from RefSeq and is a predicted model, not a curated record.